Messenger RNA from Lepisosteus oculatus (spotted gar), 324 nucleotides. NCBI's taxonomy places the organism in Eukaryota, Metazoa, Chordata, Actinopteri, Semionotiformes, Lepisosteidae. The record is from RefSeq and is a predicted model, not a curated record.
AAGGUACAAAUUGUAUUAAACAAAUGUCACUUUUGUGCUCAGGUCUGGGACUACAAACUCUUCAUGGCUGUACUAACCAGAAGGACACAGUCUGUUGGGUUUUAAGUGGAUAUUAUUGCAUAGACCAAGCAGAUGGAGGGUGUAAGGCAGCUCGCCCACACACUGUGUGCACUCCGGGACAGUGGGUUAAACAGCCAGGUUCCGAUUCUACUGACACUGAAUGUGACGACUGCCCUCAAAAUUCAUACUCAGAUGGCCUUUUUACAUCAUGCAAACCCCACACAGAGUAAGUUGUUACAUUUUUGUUCUCCUUCAAGUAAGGAG